Eruca vesicaria subsp. sativa (arugula) is the source of this 648-nucleotide messenger RNA. The record is from the annotation of a GenBank genome assembly. NCBI's taxonomy places the organism in Eukaryota, Viridiplantae, Streptophyta, Magnoliopsida, Brassicales, Brassicaceae.
AUGAAGAAACCUUCAAUGAUCUCAGCGCUGAUCACUCUCAUAUUAGCUGCAGCUGUCUGCACUACCUACGGAGAACCGGUGAAAGAUACCGCCGGAAAUCCAGUACGAGUUGGUGAAAAAUACUUCAUCACCCCAGUAAACACCGGUGGUGGUCUUGUCCCACACCACCAUUCAAAUUUUCCCUUUUGUCCACUUGGCAUCGCAGUCAUUCCGUACCCACCCGGCCUAGCCGUCAGCUUCACAUAUCCUUUUUCUCUCCCUGUCAUCGUUGCGACAUCUUCCUUUGUAAACAUCGAGUUCAGGUCCGACAAUUGGCCUGAUUGCAACGAGUUUUCCAAGUUCUGGCAAGUUGAUAAUACAUCAUCGUCUAGCAAAGAGCCUGCGAUUAUCAUAGGAGCCGAAAAUAGAGGGUUUAAGAUAGAGAAAGCUGGUGAAGAAGCAGGAGAAAACACUUACAAGCUGACCACCUUAACCGGAACCGUUGGAGCAAUCCCAAGGACAAGCAUACGUGAAGCACAACUAGUUCUCACCAAUGAUGAUGCUAAGACCUUACUCGUCCAAUUCAACAAGUUUCAUGAUGCUACUACGGUUACUACUUCGACUUCUCCGGUAGAGAAAUUGCUUCCAAAGAUGUUUCCAUUCUACUAG